AUGGUACUCUCCAGCUCUGAUGUGGAAGAUGAGCACCUUCUAAGAAUCCUGCUUUCUCUUCUAACGUUUUCCCAGCUAAUCUGUACAAUUUUUGAAUGGAUUGGGGCUAUAUAUACUCUUGCGGCUGAACACGUUAUACGUUCGGAGUGCUUCCGGCUUAUUUUCACGUACGUAUUUACACACUGCAUUCAAAUGGGUUUAUUUGCUACUAUCGCUGUUGACUUACUCAAUUCCAUCAUCAUCCCAUUACGGUAA
Cylicocyclus nassatus is the source of this 255-nucleotide messenger RNA. NCBI's taxonomy places the organism in Eukaryota, Metazoa, Nematoda, Chromadorea, Rhabditida, Strongylidae. The record is from the annotation of a GenBank genome assembly.